AUGGCUUCUGCUCAAGAUUCUGGACGCCAUGAUUAUUUCUCUGAAACAUCAGAUAAUAUCUUCAAUUCCGAAUUUGCAUCACAUCACCAAAAUGAAGCCACACAAACAGUACCAUCCACCUCCGAUAGCUCCACAGAUUUCGAUUCCACAUUGCUGCCUACUCGAACCAACGAAACUGCUAGGGAGAAAGAGUUCGAACCAAUAAAGGCAGGGGAUCGAGAAGAAUUGAAAAGAAUAGCUUCAGGAUUUGGAGGUUCUCAAAUAGGACGAAGUUUUACCAACAAUACAACUGGAAGUGAUGCAUUGGAAAGGCAGGAUACCUUGGCUGGGGUCAAGUUGGGGGAUUCAAUGUUGGACCCCAGCUCUCCAGAUUUUAAUGUUAAUAAAUGGACAAAAAUGAUGAUGAGAUUGACUGAUGAGAACCAAGUAAUACAAAGACGUGCUGGAAUUGUGUUCAAAGAUCUCAAAGUAUGCGGCUCUGGAUCAGCGAUUAAUGUACAGAAGAAUGUGGGUUCGCUGUUGAUGGCACCUUUACGAUUUCGAGAAUUUUUCGGAAAAGGUACAGAAAAGACUAUCUUAAACGAUUUCAAUGGUGUCCUGAAAUCAGGAGAGAUGUUGAUUGUUCUCGGAAGACCUGGUUCAGGUUGUUCCACUUUCCUCAAGGCUUUGAUGGGAGAACUUUAUGGCUUGGAUAUGAAGCCACAGUCAGAGAUCCAUUAUAAUGGCAUCACACAAAAGCAAAUGCUCAAACAAUUUCGAGGCGAAAUAGUGUAUAAUCAAGAAGUUGAUAAGCAUUUCCCUCAUUUGACUGUUGGAGAAACUUUAGAAUUCGCUGCAAGUGUGCGAACACCCCAACAAAGACUUGUCGAUGGAACAACUCGUGAGGCUUGGGCGAAGCAUAUGACCAAGGUUGUUAUGGCUGUCUUUGGACUAUCCCAUACCUACAAUACUAAAGUCGGUAACGAUUUCGUGCGAGGUGUGUCUGGAGGUGAGAGGAAACGUGUCAGUAUUGCCGAGAUGGCUUUGGCUGGAUCUCCUAUUGCUUCAUGGGAUAACUCUACUCGUGGUUUGGAUGCCGCAACUGCUCUGGAGUUCACAAAAUCUUUACGGAUGACUGCCAAUCUUUGUGGUUCAUGUCAUUUGGUUGCGAUUUAUCAGGCUAGUCAACAGAUUUAUGAAGAGUUCGAUAAGGCCGUUGUACUUUAUGAAGGUCGUCAAAUCUAUUUCGGACCAUGCGACCAAGCCAAACAAUACUUUAUAGAUAUGGGUUGGGAAUGUCCUAGCCGACAAACUACUGGUGACUUCUUGACAUCAAUCACUAAUACCUCGGAACGAAAAGUGAGACCGGGCUUCGAGAAAAAAGUUCCUAGGACUCCCGAAGAAUUUGAGAAAUACUUUAAAGAUUCGAAGAUAUUCAAGAGAAUGAUGAACGAAAUGAAAUCACACGAAGAAGAAUUCCCCAUGGGGGGCAAAACAUUGGAUCAAUUCAAAGCCAGCCGAAAAGGGAUGCAAGCAAACCACAUACGACCUGAAUCACCAUACACAGUCAGCAUGGUCAUGCAAACAAAAUACUGCGCAAAACGAGCAGUUCAACGCCUAUGGAAUGACAAAACCUCUACCGUUACCACAAUAGUAGGUCAGAUUGCCAUGGCGUUGAUCAUCGGCUCUAUCUUUUACGACACUCCGGAUAAUACAGCAAGUUUCUUCCAAAAAGGAGGUGUUCUUUUCUUUGCCGUACUAUUAAACGCCCUGAUUGCCAUAUCAGAAAUUAAUACUUUAUAUUCUCAAAGACCGAUCGUGGAAAAACAGGCAUCUUACGCAUUCUAUCAUCCUUUCACUGAAGCUUUGGCUGGUGUCGUCGUCGAUAUACCGGUAAAAUUCGCAAUCGCAACCGGUUUCAACAUCAUUAUAUACUUUCUCGCGGGUUUAAAAAGGGAAGCAGGUGCAUUCUUCAUCUUCUUUCUGUUUAAUUUUGUAGCUAUCUUGACUAUGAGUCAAAUAUACCGCAGUAUCGCAGCAGCAACGAAAUCGAUUUCUCAGGCUUUGGCUAUAGCUGGUGUAGCCACCCUGGCGAUUGUCAUUUACACCGGUUUCGUCAUCCCUAGACCACUGAUGCAUCCUUGGUUCAAAUGGAUUUCAUGGAUCAAUCCAGUUGCGUAUGCGUUUGAGGCCUUAUUCGUCAAUGAGUUACAUGGGAAACAAUUUGAUUGUUCGACUCUGGUACCGACAGGGGCUGGUUAUGUUCAAAGUGGCAACAAUUUCAUUUGUGCUGUGGCCGGUUCCGUCGUCGGCUCGACUACCGUCAGUGGUGAUGAUUAUUUGCAAGCACAGUUUCAAUAUUCCUACUCCCACAUUUGGCGUAACUUGGGCUUUUUGUUCGCAUUCAUGCUUUUCUUCUUAGCUUUCUAUCUUCUCGCAACCGAAUUCAACGCAUCUACAGACAGCAAAGCCGAAGUUCUGGUAUUUCGUCGUGGGCACAUACCAGAAGAUUUACUAGCUGCCGAGCGCGCUGCAAAGAACGAUGAAGAAGCUCAUGUAGGAACAGGGGCGGAUGCCAAGGAUGGUAACAUCCAAGGAGAUAACAAUGUUCAGGCGUUGGUACCUCAAACCGAUGUAUUCACAUGGAAAAAUGUUUGCUAUGAUAUCAAAAUCAAGAACGAACCUCGCAGACUUCUCGACAAUGUAUCCGGAUGGGUAAAGCCUGGAACUCUUACAGCCUUGAUGGGUGUUUCUGGUGCAGGAAAAACAACUUUACUUGAUGUUCUGGCACAAAGAGUUUCUAUGGGCGUAAUUACUGGUGAUAUGUUAGUUAGCGGAAGACCCCUCGACGCAUCAUUUCAGCGAAAGACCGGAUAUGUUCAACAACAAGAUUUACAUCUCGAAACUACCACUGUUAGAGAGGCUCUUCGAUUCUCAGCUAUGUUGCGUCAACCCAAAACCGUCUCUAAGAAAGAAAAAUAUGAUUUCGUUGAAGAAGUUAUCAAGAUGUUGAACAUGGAAGACUUUGCUGAAGCAGUCGUCGGUGUUCCUGGCGAGGGAUUGAACGUGGAGCAACGAAAGUUGUUGACUAUCGGUGUGGAAUUAGCUGCUAAACCUGCGCUCCUACUCUUCUUGGAUGAGCCUACUUCCGGUCUGGAUUCACAAUCUUCAUGGGCAAUCGUAUCCUUCUUAAGAAAGCUUGCCGAUAACGGCCAGGCGGUUUUGGCUACCAUCCAUCAACCUAGUGCAAUUUUGUUCCAAGAAUUCGAUCGAUUGCUAUUCUUAGCAAAAGGAGGAAAGACCGUCUACUUUGGAGGCAUUGGUCACAAUUCUGAGACUUUGCUCAACUAUUUUCAAUCACAUGGAGCGGCAAAAUGUGGAGAGGAUGAGAAUCCCGCAGAGUAUAUGUUAACAAUGGUUGGUGCUGGAGCACAGGGUAAAUCUACUCAAGAUUGGCAUCAAGUAUGGAAAGAGAGUGAUCAGGCCAAGGAUAUCCAAACAGAAAUUUCACGCAUUCAACAAGAAAUGGGCCAUCAAUCAUCUGGAGAGGAUACCGGUUCACAUAGUGAAUUUGCCAUGCCAUUCACCGUUCAACUCAUGGAAGUUAUGAAACGGGUGUUUCAACAAUAUUGGCGUACCCCCGGAUAUGUAUAUUCCAAGCUCCUCCUCGGUGUGGCAUCUGCCCUUUUCAUCGGGUUCUCAUUUUUUCACGCCGAUCCAUCUCAGCAAGGUCUCCAAGACGUUAUUUUCUCCAUUUUUAUGAUUACAACUAUCUUCACAAGUCUCGUACAGCAAAUCAUGCCUAGAUUUAUCCUUCAAAGAGAUCUCUACGAAGUUCGCGAAAGACCAUCAAAAGCUUAUAGUUGGAUAGCCUUCAUCAUUGCCAAUAUUGUUGUCGAAAUCCCAUAUCAGAUUCUACUUGGUGUCAUGGUAUUUGCAUCUUACUUCUACCCGAUUUAUACCAACGGUGGUAUCCCAGCGUCUGGUCGUCAAGGACUGAUUCUCCUCCUCUUGAUUCAAUUCUUCGUCUUCGCUAGCACUUUCGCACAUAUGCUUAUUGCUGCUCUUCCCGAUGCUGAAACUGCGGGUAAUAUCGCCACACUGAUGUUCUCACUGACCCUUACCUUUAAUGGAGUAUUUCAACCUCCACAAGCACUUCCUGGUUUCUGGAUCUUCAUGUAUCGUGUUUCGCCAUUGACUUAUCUCGUCUCAGCUAUUGCAUCCACCGGUCUUUCCGGCCGCCAAGUUGUAUGUUCCUCCAACGAACUCGCAGUCAUGCAACCACCUGCCGGUGAUACCUGCGGCGAGUAUCUUCAAUCUUACGCCACAGCAGCGGGUGGCUCAAUAUAUAACCCCGAAGCAAUGGCUGAUUGUCAAUACUGUUCCUCCACCAACGCCGAUCAAUUUCUCUCUUCUGUAGCCAUCAGCUACGACACUCGCUGGAGAGACUAUGGUAUCGUGUUUGCGUAUAUCUUUUUCAAUAUUUUUAUGGCAAUUUUGUUUUAUUAUCUGAUUAGAGUAAGAAAGAGUAGUGGAAAGACUUUCAAGGAAAAGCUGGGAUUCUUGGGAAUGUUCUUUAAGAAGGAUUCAAAGGCGAAUAAUACAAAGACAACAAAGGGGAAGAUGGAGGCGCCGUUUGCAAAGGGCGAUCAGUAG
Messenger RNA from Sclerotinia borealis F-4128, 4635 nucleotides. Lineage: Eukaryota; Fungi; Ascomycota; Leotiomycetes; Helotiales; Sclerotiniaceae. The record is from the annotation of a GenBank genome assembly.